This is a messenger RNA of Anoplophora glabripennis (Asian longhorned beetle), 1223 nucleotides long. RefSeq names its product golgin IMH1-like. Bases 313 to 1137 code for a protein of 274 amino acids. The record is from RefSeq and is a predicted model, not a curated record. Lineage: Eukaryota; Metazoa; Arthropoda; Insecta; Coleoptera; Cerambycidae. The transcript is spliced from 3 exons.
CCAGAUUUUGGUGUCAUCGAUAUUUAGACGGUGCUUUCAUAAAUACCCGAGUCCCACAUGACCAGACUUGUUUUGGGUCUUAGUAAAUUUAUUGUUCUUAAGUUGGUACUUCAGAAAGGAAAAAUCAGCAACUAGGACACUAGAUUGAAUGUUAGUUCAGAGACGUACGUAAUUUUUUCAUUUUUAUUCCUCAAUUAACACUCGAGGUUACGCGGGACUCAGCCAUUUAUCAAGGUACUGUAGAUCCCGUUUACCGAUUGCAAAUGUUUCUAAAACCGACAUAAAAUUCGACAACUUGUCAAAAUUACAGAGAUGUCACCUCCUAUCUGGCUAUUAGAUCCCAUUUUCAUGGAUAAAAAAGUAUCAAAAUCCAACCAGCUCAGGAACUUCUCCUCUGGAAUAAACAAGAAGAACGACAAUGUCCACACAAUAUCGGAUCUUCUCGCGGAAAUGCAAGAUAUCUUGUGCGACAACGCUAAAUUGCAAAGUGAGAACACUUUAUUGAAAAAAGAAACCAACGCCCUGCGUAACAGAAACGAGGCUCUGCUUAAAGACAUGGAGGAGAACAGGGCGAAAUUUGACGAUGAUUUAAACCAAAUUCAGAAUAACAUCAAAAUGAACGAGGCGCACUUAAUCGACAACAGCAAGAAAUGUUUGCAGCAGCAGAAGAAACAAAUCGAGGAGAUAGUCCAGCUGAAAUCGGAAAACGAGCAACUACGGUUGGAAAUUUCAAAAACAAAAACCGAAAAAGAGACGUUAAAGAAAAUCGAGGAUGAAACGAAGGCAUUGCAACUGAGUUACAACACCAUUAAGAGUCAGAACGAAGAAAACGCGCAGAAAUCCAACAGAUAUAAAAAUAAAUUAAAAUACGCCAUCACUAUAAUAAACGAUCUAAACAGCAUGCUGAUACAGUACACCAAAAAACCCGUAUCGAACACCGUCGAGACCCAAACGGAGGAUCAGUUGCACUUUCAAGAAAUCCCUGUUAACCAGACCUACGCCUUUUCUCCGCAAAACGCCAACUUGGAAACGGAAAAUUUGUUGCUGAGCGAAAUUUUCUUCAGAUCGAAAUCGUUCUGCGACAACGAAUUGCUUUUCAUCAACGAAAAUGACUCGUCCCACAAUUUAGAAAAUUAAAAACACCCCCCGUUCGUAAAAAGUAACUGUAUUUUACAGUAAUGUAUGUACACUAGAAAAUGUUUAAUUCUUUUGAUGAAAAUAAA